AUGUUUGACUCACUGACACUCACACCAAUGACCAUCGCCUUUAUGUCAUAUCAAACCCAGUGUCUGCCUAGAUUACUUUUCACUUUUCAUCCUUUCCCCAACAAAUUUCGACAAAUUUGCAUCACAAAAAUCGCCAAAAUGACAAGCGAACGACGCGACUCCAUUAGCGAGGACUGGGAAGAGCUCGACACUGUCGGCUCUGUCAUGUCUUUCGAUGGAUCGUCCAGACCAACAUCACCAGCCCCGCUUGAGGAACAGACCCCUGUAACCGUGCCACCAACUGUCCAGGAGUGUUUGAGUCCCUACCUAUCGCUAGUGCUACGACCGAAAGACGACAAGGCUGUUAACUUACCACCUGUCCAGGGGCAUUCAAACACCGAUACGAAAUCGGGGCUACAACCAAAAGACGACAACGCUGUUAACCCAGAACUGCCCUCGACAACUACUGUAACAUCUAGCGAAUCCAGCUCCUUCCAACCCCCCCGAAACGAUGAUAUAUCACCGGCGCCCCAGAAUCUUGUUAUGAAGAUGAGGGAACCAGGAGACUUGCCAUUGUACUGGAAUGGCAAGGAAUGGAGAUGGGGUGAUGAAGAUCCAGACGUGGAGACGGGUGACAACCAAGAUCAAAGCAACGGAGUUCUCGACCUUAAUGAUAACCCAAGGGUAUAUCAUGAGGCUUGUACCGAUGUUAUGACCGCCCUUGCAGAUGUCACAAAUCUCGCCCAUGAGAUCGGUGGUCACCGAAUUUCCACAACUAGCAUGAUCCGUCAAACAUGCGAACAACUGUUGAUACAGACGAAGGAGCUGAAGACAAUGCUCAAGGUAUACAGAAACCGCUGGAUGGCCCAGGAGUCUAUGGUCGAUAUCCCACUCAGCCCCGAUGUCUUGGAGCUACUAACUCAGCUUCGAAGCCAGCUUUGGACAACAGCAACGGAGUUGAAAGGAGUUAAGCCUGAGAAGGGCGUUGUAUUGCAAGCUCAGGAUAUAGCUAUUGAUGCCAAUUUGAGACUUGCGGGUUGUGGAGAAGGCUUGGGUCAAUUCAGUAACUCUUUUGCUGAUUUUCUGCCCAUCAUGAGAGCGGAUUUCGACACGUUUACAACGAAGAAUAUAGCCUUUCAACCUGCCUCCACUGGCUCAGUACUGAGACCGCGCCGUCGUAUACCCCCAAGUCCGACCGUCAGCCGCGUCCGCAAAGAGCUCUACGCUCUGAAAGACUGCCUCGCCUCGAUGAGUUGCUUUCUUAAAGAGGUCGACACCGACCCUUGUUUCGACUGGAUUAUAGAUCCCGCAGUCACCGACUCAGCAGACUUGGUUGUCGACGUCAUCACAAAGACACUGACGAAUAAUCCUUCCGAGUGGAUAGACUCUCACACGGCUGUUCAGGGGGGAUUGACGUACCAACAGUUUGUAGAGCUGGAUAGCGAGAUUCUUCACGACAUCUAUUUGCAUCUCAAGUCGCAUAAGGACGACCUUGACAUGGUACCUGAUGAGGAUGAGGAUGGGGCCUUGUUUUCAUGGGCGAGGGUACGGGAUUAUCAGUGUAAGCAGCUGGGACAUGGUGGAAUGCUUGAAGCUAUCAAUAGCCUUAUUGAGUUUGUGAGGCAACUGCUAUUGAUUCCUGAAUAG
Fusarium venenatum is the source of this 1626-nucleotide messenger RNA. RefSeq lists its product as uncharacterized. The record is from RefSeq and is a predicted model, not a curated record. NCBI's taxonomy places the organism in Eukaryota, Fungi, Ascomycota, Sordariomycetes, Hypocreales, Nectriaceae.